AAAGCGAACUUUGACGUCACCAUCUCCGGCACCGGUCUUCUUGUCACUGCUCGUAUGUCCAAGUCCGCUUCCUACAGCUAUUUCCACCGCGGGGUUUGUCAGAGCGGCCUUCGAGCGCCGGGACGAUCGGUUUAGAUGGCGAAAACCUACGAUUAUCUCUUCAAACUGCUGCUGAUCGGAGACAGCGGAGUCGGAAAGACAUGUCUGCUGUUCAGAUUCAGCGAAGACUCCUUCAACACCACCUUCAUAUCUACAAUAGGAAUUGACUUCAAAAUCAGAACAAUAGAGCUGGACGGAAAGAGAGUGAAACUCCAGAUUUGGUGAGUGGACUUCUGUGGGUUUUCCCCUUAUGAAAGGUUUCGCACCAUCACCACUGCCUACUACCGUGGAGCUAUGGGAAUUAUGCUGGUUUAUGAUAUCUGCAAUGAGAAGUCUUUUGACAACAUCAAAAACUGGAUUAGAAACAUAGAGGAGCAUGCCUCAUCUGAUGUAGAAAAGAUGAUCCUUGGUAACAAAUGUGACAUGACGGAUAGGAGACAAGUGUCCAAAGACAGAGGGGAAAAACUGGCUAUUGAUUAUAGAGUCAAGUUCUUGGAGACAAGUGCAAAGUCGAGUCUAAAUGUUGAGGAGGCUUUCUAUACUAUGGCAAGAGACAUUUUACAUAACUUAAACUCAAAGACAGGUGACAGCAGUGGCGAAGGGUCAGGAAAACCCGUCAAGAUCACCGAUAAAAAGUCGAAGAGGAUCAAAUUCUUCAAAUGUUCGCUCCUCUAGGCUGCUCGGAUUGGAAGUUUGCGUUUCCCGCCUGAACUUUUUAGACGGGCUCUGCCUCCCAGCAAACACAAGGCUCUACUGCCACUUCAGGUCACGCGUGGUCGAGCUGCCACCUGGAUUUGAUAACUAUCGAUGGGGGAUGAGGCCUGAUGAUGCAUAUCUACUCGUGCAAAAAGACUCGAUCAUCAGCAGUGGUUUGUAGCUUGCCCUGCAGUGCCUGCUCCCAGGGGAUUAUAGUCCUGCUGGCAUUUAUAAGAACAUCAGUUGGAUAUUAAAAAAAAAAAAAAAAAGAAGUUGCACAAUUUAGUCUUACAAAUGAAGGAAACAUUAUUCUUUGGUAUAUUGUAGCAUUAUUUUAUACAUACUAUCUACUCUAAAAUUUCCUAUAAAAUACUGUGAGAUAAACAUAGUUCAGCACUGAUUGUAUUUAUGUGUGAAUUCUUGUAUACUAUGAAGCUUAUGGCCUUCAGUUGCAGUCAUCUUCUCUGCUUCAAAAAAAUGUGAUGGAGAAGACGAAUAUAUGGAUAGAUAGAAGCAGCAUUUUUUUCAUAUUUUAUUCAUCCUUUUGCAGUAAAAUCUGUAUUUACACAGGCCUGUGUCAAAAUGAAACUGAAAGUGCGUACUGUUAUACGAAUGUCAAUAUUUGCAUGUGAGAUUUAGGAAGGGGACUUGAGGUCACGGUGAAGAAGAGUGCCCAAAGAAUGACAGAUUCCAGUAUUAGAAAAACUAUCAUAUACAGAAUGUUGAAGCUGUUUGCCGUUGAGUGUUUAUGCAUGUUUUUGUUUCUGACUGUAAGACAUCUGCAACGUGAAAGCAGCCACUGGAAGAAAGCUGUGUUGUGAUUGUUUUGUGUAAGUUCUUGUAUGUCACACUGAUGAUGAAAAGUAGCACAAGUAAAAGAAGGUGGAUCACUA
Molecule: messenger RNA, 1688 nt
Organism: Oryzias melastigma (Indian medaka)
Lineage: Eukaryota; Metazoa; Chordata; Actinopteri; Beloniformes; Adrianichthyidae
Product: ras-related protein Rab-8B
Exons: 8
Biological process (GO): protein secretion; cellular response to insulin stimulus; regulation of exocytosis
Cellular component (GO): trans-Golgi network transport vesicle; endosome; synaptic vesicle
Molecular function (GO): GTP binding; GTPase activity
Source: RefSeq, a predicted model, not a curated record